UGAUGUGCGGGGAGGAAUUGGGAGCUUGAUAAAAAUUCAGUUGCUGCCUAACACUGUGAACGACAACAUCUUUUCACAGCAGCCAUCAGUCAUGAUGACUUCCGAAAUCCUGAAUUGCCAGCUCGGAGAAUACAUGAUGGCCCACAGCGAUUCUAUGCAAAGAGACGGCUGUUUUACGCUUUUUGGAGAGAGAAGUGAAGUACAACCGGCCUCUGAUCGUUUUCCGCAAGUCGCUCCUGACGACAGAAUGGUCGACCGCUCACCCUGGUUCGACAGUUUAAACUCGGCCAAAGACGAUCAUAGGACCGGCAUGAAUCUGGCAAUGCCUGGCGCCAGUGAAUUGAAGGUGGAAAUCAACGAGGAGAUGAUCUUGAAUUUCCUCAGGGACAACACCCCGCCAAACUCUGAGUUUGCGUGGGACGGCACAGAAAUCACCAGGUCAUCUCAGGUUUCUCCCAGAUCUCCUCGUCCAGUCUCAGAGCUAUGGAACCUGCAAAGUCACUUGAAAAUGUCUACUUGGGUGACAGAUUCCAUCCUGCAGACUGCUUGCUUUACACCAUCGUCGCUGACACCACCAAUGACGCCGACGACACCUCUUUAUCUUGCAUCGCCCAACGAUGGCCAGUUGGAAGAACCCCGCAAGCCAGUGCCAUCCAUGCUUGAUUACGCAGCAAAAAUGCGCCAAAAGCUGGGAAACUCCAGUCCAAAGGUGUCUCCAUCGCCGACCACUGCGUCCCUUGUGUCAGGCCUGGACAAUCUUCGCCUGAUACACGCUUCUCCGACUUCUGAGCCGGCCGUUUGUGAAGAACUCCGCAAGUGGAUUAAUUGCGACAUUUGCUUCAAGAGUUUCUCCUCAAAGGAUCUCAUGCUGAGCCACCAGAGCUCCGAGCACCAGAGCUUUCACCAGCUGCACCGCUGCAAGAGUUGCCCGUUCGUUUGCAAGAGAAGGUCAGCCAUGAAGCUGCAUCUGGCCAGAGUGCAUUCGACUGAGAUGCUGCAGUGCCCACAGUGCCCUGAAAAGUUUUCCCUGCAAUGGAGCCUUGACGAUCACAUGCGAAAAUGCCACGUAUUCUACAUGUGCAACGGUUGCAAACGUCCAAUUGGCGAUAUUGGCGACGCCAAUUCAUUUGUGCUCCACAACCUGAGCCGCAAAUGCCUCAAGUGCGAUGCUGAGUUCACUUGCGUGUGGCUCUUUGUGCAGCACUCCCUGCAGCACUCGCUGUCGGGCUGGUGUCCGCUGUGUCCGGCUUUCCUGGAGGAUCCUCUCUCGUUGGAAGAGCACGUCGAGGCCCAUGCUGGUCCUUUCAAGCAGGUCCACUCAUUCUAGUGAACGCAUGCACAAAAUAUGCGUUCCACGUGUCAGUCGGCAGGUGUUCCACCAGCCGGCCGACUCGCUGCGUUUGGCUCUGGACAACUCAUUUUAAUUGUGUGUCCUGUAAAAAUGGUCGCAUCAGUACAAUGCACUUGAAAUCCUCUUUAAUUUUUCGUUUCAGAUGGAAAUUUAAUUGAGUCCUGAAAUUAAUCUUGUUAAAUGAUUUUUGAAAAUUUCAGUGGCUUCUGGGAUGUUUCAAGCUGCAUAAUUUGAACCAGUAAGAUA
Cloeon dipterum is the source of this 1597-nucleotide messenger RNA. RefSeq names its product zinc finger protein 827-like. Gene Ontology annotation, molecular function: chromatin insulator sequence binding. Gene Ontology annotation, biological process: regulation of transcription by RNA polymerase II. Gene Ontology annotation, cellular component: chromosome. The record is from RefSeq and is a predicted model, not a curated record. The coding region runs from base 92 to 1327 and encodes 411 amino acids. Lineage: Eukaryota; Metazoa; Arthropoda; Insecta; Ephemeroptera; Baetidae. The transcript has 5 exons.